AUGGAAGGGAUCAGUGAGGGACAAAAACGCAUAAAAGAAGGGCAAGAAGAAAUACGAAAAAAGUUUGAAGAAAUAGAAUCUGAAUGCCACAAACUCAAAGAGGAGACUAUGAACAUAGCCAAACAGAGCGAUUGCAACCAGAUCAGGAUCAAUCUAAUGUUUGGCAUUGUGAAAGCACGUCAAGAUAACAACUUUGCCCAGGCUGAUCACCUUACUCAGCUCCUCCGAAGAUACAAGAAUAGAGAGCUAAGCGUAACAAGAGGCAGAAGAGGAAAAAUAUCCCUUAGGCAGGCUAAAAAGGACUGGCUCAUGGCUGUGUUAAACAAUGAAAAAGUCCAAUAUUCCCACUGCCGAACAAUAGACCACAGGUCCUACAAUGGCGGUGAAGAGUACAAUAAUGGGGGAGUUCAGUGUUCAUCUGGACAGUAA
Dovyalis caffra is the source of this 429-nucleotide messenger RNA. NCBI's taxonomy places the organism in Eukaryota, Viridiplantae, Streptophyta, Magnoliopsida, Malpighiales, Salicaceae. The record is from the annotation of a GenBank genome assembly.